UUAGACAUCCCGGCAUAUCGACAAGGCGCAUGCUCCCCACUACAGCAUGACUUAAAUCAAUGCUCUUCAAAAAGUAUCGGAUAAUCCGUGCUUUGGCUUACGGAUAACGUUACAGAUGUGAUUGCCUCUCCGAUUGAGCACGCUACAUACCAACAUUCCAGGACAUUAUGCAGAAAAUACUCACCUUUUUAACUUGGAUAAUUUUGUUUUUAUAUUUACCAUUUCAAAAUGCAAUGUCCUCCGGCAAGGACAAGAAUAAAAUUCAACUCGACGGGAAUAUGAUUUUUGGCGGACUGUUUCCAAUGCACGAAAAAGGACAAAGUGGUAGAAACUGUGGGACUAUAAAGAAAGAAAAGGGGAUACAGAGACUGGAAGCUAUGUUGUUUGCAAUUGACAGAAUUAACGCAAACGAAGACUUAUUACCAGGAAUUAAAAUCGGAACACACAUUCUAGACACUUGUAGUUCGGACACUUACGCUCUCGAACAGUGUAUGGACUUUAUAAAAGCUCAGCUGACCAGCAUUGAUAUGACUGAUUACCAGUGUGACAACGGAAGAAAUCCAGUGUACACCCCUAUCAAACCUGUGGUAGGAGUCAUCGGGGCUGCGGCCAGUACUGUGUCUAUCAUGGUGGCCAAUAUUCUUAGACUCUUCCAGAUACCCCAAAUAAGUUAUGCAUCUACAAGCAUUGAUCUAAGCGACAAGUCAAGAUUUGAGUAUUUCUCACGAGUUGUGCCCCCUGAUACUUUUCAAGCCCAGGCUAUGGUGGAUAUAGCGAAGGCAUUCGGCUGGAAUUACGUCAGUACACUGGCUGAUGAAGGGGACUACGGUGUGAAGGGAAUAGGAGCUUUUAAAGAAAGAUCUACAGAAGCGGGAAUAUGCGUUGCUCAGUCUUUAACCAUUCUUCGAGAUGACGCAGACUCCAGAAUUGAACAAUUAGUUCUAGAUCUGCUAAAGAAUGAAAGAGCCAAAGUUGUGGUCAUGUUUGCCAACGAAGACAACGCCAGAAGAGUUCUGAAAGCCCUUAUGAAAUUAAAUAAAACGUCCGAAUUAACAUUUCUAGCCAGCGAUAGUUGGGGAGCGAAAAUUCACCCCGUCAAAGGUCAAGAACUGGCUGCAAACGGCGCUGUUACAUUGCUUCCAAAAAGACAUGUGAUCAAAGAAUUUGACGAAUACUUCACAAACCUUACAGUAGAAAACAACAAAAGAAAUCCAUGGUUCUCCGAGUUCUGGCAGGAAGUGUUCAACUGUACACUAAAAAACAACACCGGAAUAAAACAAUGUUCAGGAAAUGAAUACAUAGGAAUGAAGGGGGCGCCAUAUAACCAAGAGGGCUUAGUGCAAUUUGUAAUUGAUUCCGUGUAUGCGUUGGCGCAUGCGCUCCACAAUUUGUUAACAGACCAGUGUACCCUUCCAUUUCAAAAUUGCACAACAUCCGCAGUUACGUCUGGAGAAGAGGUUUUAAAGUAUAUACGAAACGUUUCCUUCCGAGGUGUAGGAGGAGACUGGGUAGAGUUUAAUAAGGAAGGCGAUGGACUUGGAAAAUAUGAUAUUUUCCAAUAUCAACAAACAUCUACAGGUCUUUAUAGUUAUAUUCAAGUCGGAGAUUGGAUAGACAGUCUGCGUCUCAACGAAUCAAUGCUGAAAUGGAAAAAGAAGAUUGUUCCAUAUUCUGUAUGUAGUGAACCGUGUUUGCCAGGAUUUGCUCGUCUUGAAAAAGGAUUGAAAUGCUGCUGGGGUUGUUUUCAAUGUGCAUUUAAUCAGUACUUAGCUGACGAGUAUACGUGCAGGGAUUGUCCUGAGGGAUCGAAACCUUCCCAAAACCAAUCAGCGUGUACGCCACUUCCGGUUCUCUCGUUAGAAUGGGGGACAUUUUGGAUGUUACUUCCUGUAGCUUUUACAAGUAUAGGCGCUGUAUUGACAGUGUUAGUGAUUGCAGUGUUCAUACGGUACAACGAGACUCCUAUUAUAAUGGCUUCUGGAAGAGAAUUGUGUUAUGUUCUUCUCGUUGGAAUUCUAAUGUCAUACGGAACAUCUUUGAUAAUGUUAGUGCGACCGACAUUCAUUCUUUGUACCUUGAGGAGGUUGGGUCUUGGCGUGUCUCUUUGUUUGAUAUAUGCUGCAAUGUUGACGAAGACUAACCGAAUCUACCGAAUAUUUAAUAACGGCAUCAAAGCAAUGGUUAAGCGUCCCAGCUACACAAGUCCACGAUCGCAGCUUGUGAUCUGUUUCGGUAUUGUUUCUGUUCAAAUGGUUGGAGGUAUAACAUGGUUAGGUUUUGAAAAACCGGACACGAUAUUUGUUUUACAAGAUCAGGACUACCUGGUGCUCAAGUGUAAAGCUAGUAAAACUGCAAUCAUAGUUUCUCUGACUUACAAUAUAGUUCUGAUCAUAAUAUGUACUGUUUAUGGUGUGAAAACUAGGAAGAUACCUCAAAACUUUAACGAAGCCAAGUGCAUAGCAUUUACUAUGUACAGCACAUGCAUUGUUUGGCUAGCCUUUAUUCCAAUAUACUUCACAGCAAGUGGUGGAGAUUUCAAGAUUGAAGUAACAUCUCUUUGUAUGUGUGUCAGCAUCAGUGCCACAGUUGCACUUGUGUGUAUAUUUGCCCCGAAGAUAUACAUAGUGUUGUUGCAGCCGCAUAAAAACGUUAGACAAGGCGCGACAACUUCUUUGAAAAACAAUCAUCCAACAUUAGCACGCAUCAUCUCCGAGCGAACUGAUUCUCUUGGACCCUUUCCUUUCCAAAAUGGCGGAGUUUAUACUCAUCCCAAUCAGACAACCCAAACAACACACACAACAAUCAAUGACGUAUUCAGCGAUGACCUCGAUGACCUCUCUUGUGAUGAUGCAAUAGGUGACGAUGAGUCGAACGGACAGUUAAAUCCACCCAUGGAAGCAGAUAUAUGAGGAUGCAAUAUUGAUGCUUAAAUUCAC
Messenger RNA from Saccostrea echinata, 2936 nucleotides. Its product is annotated as metabotropic glutamate receptor 6-like. Gene Ontology annotation, biological process: regulation of synaptic transmission, glutamatergic; G protein-coupled glutamate receptor signaling pathway. The record is from RefSeq and is a predicted model, not a curated record. Gene Ontology annotation, cellular component: membrane. Gene Ontology annotation, molecular function: adenylate cyclase inhibiting G protein-coupled glutamate receptor activity. Bases 168 to 2909 code for a protein of 913 amino acids. NCBI's taxonomy places the organism in Eukaryota, Metazoa, Mollusca, Bivalvia, Ostreida, Ostreidae. The transcript is spliced from 8 exons.